UUCAGACACUCCGGCGUUUCCUUCUGCCAGAGCGCGGAUGGACACGCCGACGCUAAAAUGUACCUCUCGCUGACGAUCACGAUCCUGGCGGGCCUCUGCUGCUCCUCGGGACGCGCCCAGACCGACCUGGAGAGCAAAGCCAGGGAGUUUCUGAAGACGUUCGACGAACAAGCCUCAGGUCUGAUGUACAACUAUUCACUGGCGUCAUGGGCCUACAACACCGAUAUCUCACAGGAAAACUCCGACAAACUGUCUGAACAAGGAGCCAUUUGGGGAGAAUUCUACGCCAAAAUGUCGGCAGAGUCGGAAAACUAUCCCAUCAACCAAAUCAAAGACCGAGAAAUCAAACUCCAGCUCAUCUCGCUCCAGGACAAAGGCUCAGGCGUCCUGUCUCCAGACAAACAGGCUCAUUUGGGGAAGGUCAUGAAUGACAUGAGUACGAUCUACAGCACGGCCACCGUGUGUCUCCAGGACGACCCUUUUAACUGCCAGACGCUGGAGCCAGGUCUGGAGCACGUCAUGGCCAACAGUCGAGAUUAUUACGAGCGUCUCCACGUCUGGGAGGGCUGGAGACAGGAAGUGGGCAAGAGGAUGAGGCCGCUGUACGAAGACUACGUGGACCUGAAGAACGAGGCCGCCAAACUCAACGGUUUCGAGGACUACGGCGCGUACUGGAGAUACAACUACGAAACCAUCGAGGAGGAGCCUCCGUACACGUACACCAGAGAAGAACUGAUGCACGACGUCCGCAAAAUAUACCACCAGAUCCUGCCUCUGUACAAAGAGCUCCACGCCUACGUCAGGGCCAAACUGAUGGAGGCGUAUCCCGGGCACAUCCACGCUGACGGCCCCCUGCCCGCCCAUCUGCUCGGCGACAUGUGGGGACGAUUCUGGACAAACCUCUAUCCUCUGUCCAUCCCUUACCCCGACCGCCCGGACAUCGACGUCAGCAAAACCAUGGUGGAACAGGGCUGGAGAGAGCUCCAGUUCUUUGAGGAGGCAGAGAAGUUCUUCAUGUCGGUGGGUUUGUACCAAAUGUUCGAUAAUUUCUGGACCGAGUCGAUGUUUCUGAAGCCUGAGGACGGACGCAGAGUCGUGUGUCACCCCACGGCCUGGGACAUGGGCAACAGGAAGGACUUCAGGAUUAAAAUGUGCACUAAAAUCACCAUGGACGACUUCCUGACCGUACACCACGAGAUGGGGCAUAACCAGUACCAGAUGGCCUACCGCAACCUGACCUACCUGCUGCGGGACGGGGCCAACGAGGGCUUCCACGAGGCGGUGGGCGAGAUCAUGUCUCUGUCUGCAGCCACGCCCUCUCACCUGCAGAGUCUGGGACUGCUGCCGCACGACUUCGCCUACGACACAGAGACGGAGAUAAACUUCCUGUUGAAGCAGGCUCUGACCAUCGUGGCCACGCUGCCGUUCACGUAUCAGCUGGAGGAGUGGAGGUGGCAGGUCUUCGCCGAGACCAUCCCCAAAAACCAGUGGAUGAAGACCUGGUGGGACAUGAAGAGGGAGAUGGUGGGAGUAGUGGAGCCAGUGCCUCAUGAUGAGACGUACUGUGACCCCCCCGCCCUGUUCCACGUGUCCGGAGACUACUCCUUCAUCAGAUAUUUCACCAGGACGAUUUAUCAGUUCCAGUUUCAGAAGGCUCUGUGCGACGCCGCCGGACACUCGGGAGACCUGUCCUCGUGCGACAUCACCAACUCCACUGUAGCGGGGGAGAAGCUCAGGAACAUGCUGGAGCUGGGGCGGUCGCAGUCUUGGACCCGAGCCUUGGACACCAUCUCUGGACACACGAGGAUGGACGCUCAGCCGCUCCUUGACUACUUCCAAAAACUGUACGUGUGGCUCCAAAACGACAACAAGAAAAACGGCCGAACUGUGGGCUGGAACCCCGUCAUAGACCCCUAUUCAGAAAAUGGCAUAAAAGUGAGGAUCAGUCUGCGAGCUGCGCUGGGCGACAAUGCGUAUCCCUGGAACGACAAUGAGCUGUUCCUGUUUAAAGCAAACAUCGCCUACGCCCUGAGACAGUACUACGAGCUCAAGAAGAACACCACCAUUAUGAUCACAUCAGACGAUGUCCAAGUUUUUGACCAGACUCCCAGGAUUUCUUUCUACGUCGCUGUGAAAAAAGGAACCGGAAUAAACCAGUUUUACCCCAAAGAAGAAGUAGAGGAAGCGAUCAGAUUGUCUCGUGGGAGGAUCAACGACGCGUUCCAGCUCAGCGACAGCACUCUGGAGUUUGUGGGCGUGCCUCCGACAUUAUCCCCGCCCACUGAGCAGCCCGUGGAGGUGUGGCUCGUCGUGUUCGGGGUGGUCAUGGGACUUGUAGCUCUCACCGGCGUCUACCUGGUUUUCUCCGGCAUCAGAGACCGCAAGAAGAGGUCUAAAGAGUCCAGUGUUGUGGAAAACCCGUAUGAGAACAACUACGACGGACACUCCAACAAAGGCUUCGACGGCGCCAAUGAAACUGGAUUUUAAGAUUUUAACUCGGUGGACACUCAAAUAAUGUGAUGCUGUAGGAAAGAGGGAUCACAAGCAGUUGUUUCCACAUAGUUCUCACCCAAUAACAUCUUCUGUUCCACGCAGUUGUCUCCUGAAUGGUUCUCAUACAACAAACUCUAUUUUAAAUGCAUUGGUAAUAAGUCAGGAUCAGUUCUUUUAAUAUUUAGAAAAAUAUAUAAUACAGCUGCUUUAUCUUUAGUGAUACCAACUGUAAUUCUAUUUAAAAUGUGUAAAAUAAAAUCUAUUCAUUUCAACUUUAUCCCAACAGAUAAAGAUAUCAUUGUAUUUGUU
This is a messenger RNA of Periophthalmus magnuspinnatus, 2802 nucleotides long. RefSeq names its product angiotensin I converting enzyme 2 (gene ace2). Gene Ontology annotation, biological process: proteolysis. The coding region runs from base 58 to 2487 and encodes 809 amino acids. Gene Ontology annotation, cellular component: plasma membrane. Lineage: Eukaryota; Metazoa; Chordata; Actinopteri; Gobiiformes; Gobiidae. Gene Ontology annotation, molecular function: metallopeptidase activity; peptidyl-dipeptidase activity. The record is from RefSeq and is a predicted model, not a curated record. The transcript is spliced from 18 exons.